Messenger RNA from Suillus fuscotomentosus, 432 nucleotides. RefSeq lists its product as uncharacterized. The record is from RefSeq and is a predicted model, not a curated record. Lineage: Eukaryota; Fungi; Basidiomycota; Agaricomycetes; Boletales; Suillaceae. Bases 1 to 432 code for a protein of 143 amino acids. The transcript has 5 exons. Gene Ontology annotation, biological process: carbohydrate metabolic process.
AUGGACGUGAUCAAUUGCAUCUCGAAGACGGAUGGUCUCCCCGAUGCGCCUCUGGUAGACCACACGCAGUAUUACCAGCCCACCAGCAGGUACUACGUGAAUGGUCCGCAGGUCCACAAAUACAUGAAACAAAUGCACACUAAGGUCCUCUCUCCCCACGACCUCAUCACGAUCGGCGAAACACCUUUCACACAUGAGGCAUCCGAGCUCGCCACGAAACCUUGGAUGCUCAGGGAGCUCAAGGCAAUUGUUGGUCGCUGGCAGCAGUUCAUGCACGAUGAUGGGUUUUGGAAUGCGAUUAACAUUGAGAACUAUGACCAGGCGCGGUCAGUGUCGCGCUUUGGGAAUGACUCGGUGGAGUGGCCCGCAGUCUCCGCCAAGAUGCUCGCCAUCUUUGAGGUUCAUAAAUAUGUCAAAUUCAAGGAUUAUUAG